GACAAAGUGUCCGAACUCCGAAGUGUCGCCGGUCGUUUGUCAAACGAUAAAAGUGCUGUUUUAUUAUCUACUUAUUAUAUAAUUAAAAAAAAUAUAUAUUCUCGCGUUUACUCCUCUUCUGUGCUGUGUUCGCUAUGUGUCCCAUUGCGAUGGAGUAUAAUACUGUCUACAGCAGCAGCAGGAAAUCGCUCAACAACAACGAAGAAUGGGAUCUACCGGCCGCCGAAAAGUCGCUGUUACAAAAGAUUGUGCGCACCGGCCUUGUCACGUCCAAACAUGAUAUCGAAAUACAAAGGCGCGAUCCCAAUUCACCAUUGUACUCCGUCAAGUCUUUCGAACUUCUCAAACUUCAUCCAAGUCUGUUAAAAGGAGUUUAUGAAAUGGGAUACAAUGCUCCAUCCAAGAUACAAGAAACAGCACUACCUCUGCUUUUGGCAAAUCCGCCUCAAAAUUUAAUUGCCCAGUCACAAUCUGGUACCGGUAAAACAGCAGCGUUUGUACUAGCCAUGUUGAGUAGAGUGGAUCCAGAUAAUCAACAUCCUCAAGUGAUUUGUCUAUCUCCCACUUAUGAGUUGGCAAUCCAAACUGGUGAAGUUGCAGCGAAGAUGUCCACUUAUUGUCCAAAUAUAAGACUGAGAUAUGCUGUUCGGGGCGAAGAAAUUAAAAGGGGUUCAAAAUUAACUGAGCAAAUUGUUGUUGGUACACCUGGAAAAGUAUUAGAUUGGGUUACGAAAUACAAGUUUUUCGAUCCGGCGCAAAUAAAAGUAUUUGUUUUGGACGAAGCUGAUAUUAUGGUAGACACUCAAGGACAUCAGGAUCAAAGUUUCCGCAUUAGAAAAAUUUUGCCAAAAACUUGUCAAAUGAUGUUCUUCUCGGCUACAUAUACUGAUGAUGUCAUGAGAUUUGCUAAUGCUAUUGCUCCGAUGUCGGUCAUUAUAAGAUUGAGAAGGGAAGAAGAAACGUUAGAAAAUAUCAGACAAUAUUAUGUCAUCUGUAACAGUAAGGAAGAUAAAUAUAAUGCAUUAGUAAACAUUUAUGGUGGGGUAACCAUAGGACAAGCCAUGAUAUUUUGCCAAACAAAAAAAAUGGCUUUGUGGCUAGCGAAACAAAUGACCGACCAAGGACACGCUGUAACGUUAUUGACCGGGGAACUCACUGUGCAAGAAAGAAUUGUCGUGCUGGAUGACUUCCGCGAAGGCAAACAGAAAGUUCUAAUCACUACCAACGUAAUGUCUAGAGGAAUUGAUAUUGAACAAGUGACAAUUGUUAUUAAUUUCGACUUGCCCAUGAAUGUUGACCGUGAACCGGAUUACGACACAUACUUGCACAGAAUCGGUCGUACUGGUCGUUUCGGCAAGAGAGGCAUUGCGAUUAAUCUAUUGAACGGAGGUAACGACUUGAUCAUAAUGAAACGAAUAGAAGCCCACUUCUCAAAACCAAUUGUGUGCUUGAAUACUGAAAACGUCGACGACAUGGAGAAGCUUGGAGCGGACUAAAUUUGUUAUUUAUUGUUGUGUGUCCGAUUGUAAGCGAUUACAAAACUCAACAAUAAGUGGUUUUUUUUUUUUGUAAUCUGGACGUCUCAAUUAUUAAGAUACUUUAUUUUUAUUAUAUUCCAGAUAGGAAUAACAAACGAGUGGUUGAUUUAAUUUUUAAUUAUAUGUUUAUUUUCUAUUAGGUUACAUUAUCAAUUUCUGAUUUUUAUGUAUAACCUAUUUUGGCAUAAAGGUUUCUAAAUGUAUUGUUAUUGUUUUAAAAGAAAAGUGUAUUU
Messenger RNA from Adelges cooleyi (spruce gall adelgid), 1771 nucleotides. RefSeq names its product ATP-dependent RNA helicase DDX19A-like. The transcript has 8 exons. Bases 135 to 1496 code for a protein of 453 amino acids. The record is from RefSeq and is a predicted model, not a curated record. Lineage: Eukaryota; Metazoa; Arthropoda; Insecta; Hemiptera; Adelgidae. Gene Ontology annotation, molecular function: RNA helicase activity; RNA binding; ATP binding. Gene Ontology annotation, cellular component: cytoplasmic stress granule; nucleus. Gene Ontology annotation, biological process: poly(A)+ mRNA export from nucleus.